AAGUCUUCUUCUCUUGACUCUUAUCCUCACACAUACACAGUACCUCCUCUCAACUAUAAGUACUUACCACAAUUAUUGAAUCUUUCAAAACGUGACACCCAAAACACCUCUUUCUUUUCCUCUCUCUAUCAUUCUCUUCAACAUGGCUCGCACGCUGAGAAUCCUCCAAUCCACAAACAACGCCACUACGGCGCCGCCGCCGGAGGCCGUGUCGGUGGAAUCAGACUUCGUCGUGAUCCUAGCGGCCCUUCUCUGCGCCCUCAUAUGUGUUGUGGGCCUCAUAGCCAUCGCCCGCUGCGCCUGGCUCCGCCGUGGCCCCGUCGCCGUGGCCGGAAACUCGCCGAGGCAGACCCUCGCCAACAAGGGUCUCAAGAAAAAAGUACUUGACUCGCUGCCCAAGUUCAACUACGUCGACGGUGAGGGCAACCCCAACAAGUUGGUGGCCUCGUCGGAGUGCGCGAUUUGCCUGUCGGAGUUCGCCGCCGGCGACGAGGUCCGGGUGCUGCCGCAGUGCGGCCAUGGGUUCCACGUGGCAUGCAUUGACAAGUGGCUUGAGUCCCACUCCUCGUGCCCCUCCUGCCGCGCCCUCUUCGCGGUGCCCAGGUGCCAGAAAUGUGGCCAGUACCCGGCGGUGAUCGGCGGAGCCACCGCCGUCGCCUUUGCCGGUGGAAGGGAGUUAAAGUUCUUGAAUGGCGACAAUGCCAAUGCCGCUACUAAUGCUAAUUGUAAUAUUAGCCACAGUGUUAAUAACGGUUUCUUGCCUUGAAAGCAGUCCUAGUAUUUUGUAUGUACGUAUAGGUUUUCUUUUCUUUUCUUUUCUUCUUUUUUAUGUCCCUUUAAGCUGAUAAAUUUAUGAAAC
This is a messenger RNA of Gastrolobium bilobum, 859 nucleotides long. Its product is annotated as RING-H2 finger protein ATL8-like. NCBI's taxonomy places the organism in Eukaryota, Viridiplantae, Streptophyta, Magnoliopsida, Fabales, Fabaceae. The record is from RefSeq and is a predicted model, not a curated record. The transcript has a single exon. Bases 143 to 766 code for a protein of 207 amino acids.